Messenger RNA from Caenorhabditis bovis, 1023 nucleotides. Lineage: Eukaryota; Metazoa; Nematoda; Chromadorea; Rhabditida; Rhabditidae. The record is from the annotation of a GenBank genome assembly.
AUGAAUCCGGCUCCGUCCACAAUGGCGGUAUUACUGCUUCUUAUUAUUAUGCCAGAGCCGUUAGCAACGUGUCGUGUCGAAGAGUGUGCUCAGUGGUUUCAAAAAACUAAAGAGUACGAAUCAUUGAAGCCGACAUCUUCCGAACGAUACUGUCAAGUUCUAAGCACUUACCUGAAAUGUAUGAAUGAUACAAUGACGUUUUGUCAUGGAAACUUGCGAUUCCAUUCGUCUGAAUUAGUAAUGAGAAGAUCGUGGAAAGAAUUGAAUUGUAAUAGUUGGCAAAAGGUCAAUACUACAGAAUCGCAGCAUACAAAUAAAUGCUACUUCAAUCCUCCAACCCCAAACCGAAAAAUGAAGUUCUGUUCAUUUUUCGGAGAUCCGCAUCUCAUUCGAUUCAACGAAAAUUUUGAGACAUGUUCUGAAAAUGGCGCGCGGCCACUUAUUGACAAUAGAUACUUCCUGGUCCAGGUUACAAAUGACAACUUCCGUGGCGAUUCACUUACUACGACUAUAAAUAAAAUUACAAUUCUCAUUCGACGACAUAAUUGUACCGCUGCUUUGCGGUAUGAAGCAUCGUCGGAUGAGCAAGAUCUUCCACGUGGAUUUAAUGUGAUCGAUACUGGAAGCAUCGAUUCAAACGAAUUAUGCUUGUCGGGGUGCCGAAAAAAUAAUAUUAUUCCUGUUGCGUAUGCACUUACUGACCCUACGUCAUUUUCAAAAUGUUUUAAUAAAAAAAUUCAUGUGCCGAUAAAAGUGGCUGAAGAUCGAUGCCAUCAAAUUGGUGUUACACAUCAAUUUUUUCAGGCUUGUGUUUUUGAUUUAAUGCUUACCGGUGAUGACUAUUUAGUAUCUCUUGCCCAAUCCGUGCAUUCCGAUUAUUAUCGCUUCAACCUUCAUCGGCAUCAUCAUCACCAUCGUCACCAUCUCCAAAAAAAAUCCGAAAGCAAUGCUUAUAAAUGCUUGACCUCAACUGCUAAUGAAUGUCUCACAGCUUUGCUUUCUGAUCUCAACAAUAUGAUGUAA